Cottoperca gobio is the source of this 1889-nucleotide messenger RNA. RefSeq names its product zinc finger protein with KRAB and SCAN domains 8-like. The transcript has 2 exons. Lineage: Eukaryota; Metazoa; Chordata; Actinopteri; Perciformes; Bovichtidae. Gene Ontology annotation, cellular component: transcription regulator complex; chromatin; PcG protein complex. The record is from RefSeq and is a predicted model, not a curated record. Bases 73 to 1065 code for a protein of 330 amino acids. Gene Ontology annotation, biological process: regulation of transcription by RNA polymerase II. Gene Ontology annotation, molecular function: DNA-binding transcription factor activity, RNA polymerase II-specific; RNA polymerase II cis-regulatory region sequence-specific DNA binding.
GCUAAAAAAAACACGGAAGUUGGUUUAGCUAAUUUGUUGUCCUUAUAUAUUUAGGUUUUUUACACAGUAGAAAUGGCUGCGGUUGAGAAUUUGAGAAAUGUAAUCAAUGAGCGACUAACUGCAGCCGCCGAAGAAAUAUUAGGAGUCUUUGCACAAACUGUAUCUGUUUACGAGGAGGAGAUUUGUCGUCAACGCAGAUUAUUGGAUACCGUUUUGAGGCCUGAGAUAAAGCUACACAGGACCGAGCUCCCACAGCAACAUGUCUGUGAGCAGGAGGAGGUGCUCACUGACCAGCAGCUCUGUAUUCAGGAGAGCAACUCCAGUCUGGACCAAGAGGACCCAGAGCCUCCACAGAUUAAAGAGGAACAGGAGGAACUCUGCACCAGUCAGGAGGGAGAGCAGCUUGUACUGAAGCAGGAGACUGAUGCCUUAAAGUCACUUCCUACUUAUGAGAGAAGGGACCACAGAGUAGACUGGACUCUGCUAUUGGAUCCUAAACAAAAUCAAAUGUCAGCAGAGAAAGAUCCUUCAGACAAUAUUUCACCUAAAAAGACGAGAUCUGAACGUGAGCGAGAGAGCUCUGGAGGACCAGAACAAAACGGUGAACAUCAGCUACUUUUUCACAUCUCUCAUGUAGCAGAUAACCAGGAUCAAACGAGUGGCAACCAUGGCAAUGCAACAAAACCUAAGCAAAAAUACAAGGGAAGCAAAUCAAGAGACAAACCAUUCAAGUGCAACAGCUGCAGUAAAAACUUUGAUUUGUAUACACAACUUAAAGUUCACAUGACAACUCACAGAGCUCGGAAGCCUUUCAUUUGCACAGUUUGUGGAAAGAUAUUCGGCUUCAAAUGUAAUCUCAAACGGCACAUGAUAACCCACUCGGGUGAGAAGCCGUACGCUUGCAACCAAUGUCAGAGGACUUUCCGGCGUUUCGAACAUUUGCAAAUUCACAUUAGAAGUCACACAGGCGAAAGGCCUUACAUCUGUGUUUACUGUGAGAAGGCGUUAUCUUCGAGCUCAGCCUUGACGAAACAUGUCCGUUUGCAUACAGGAGAGAAGCCUUAAAACUGCAGCAUUUGGGGAGCGCUUUUAUAAUAAGACCAAGAUACAAACGUGCAGCUUCGAGGGAAUUCACAAGCCGCUCAACCCUGACUAGGCAAAUAACUGUUUACACAGAGUGUGUGUGUGUGUGUGUGUGUGUGUGUGUGUGUGUGUGUGUGUGUGUGAUGCCUCUCUGAUUUUAAAUUUGGAGCAUAGAUUGAAAAUGAUAAAGCCACAAUUUGUAAUAUUGUGUUGAAAUAUUUAGGUAUAGAUGGAUAGAAGUAAUAGCUAGGGUUACUGCGGGGGAAGCAAUAACUAUUCCCCAUACACAAACUUGAGAAAGAUGUUCUUAAACCUGCUCAGUGUCGACCCAUUGUCUUGACAUCACACAUCUGUAAAUCGAUGGAACAGAUGGUAACUGAGAGGUAGCCUACCUAUGACACCAGCAUGCUGCAGACUGAACUAACAGAUGAGCUCAGCAGCAGACUUCAUCUCUAUUCUACCUCACUUUUCUUGUAAUCAGGUCCUCUUGGAUUUAAGUCCAAUGUGUGGAGUUUGAAUGCUGAGAAGUUAUUGUACAACUGCAAGAUGCAGAUGUGAAGCAUCAAAUAGGACGUUAGAUGGCUCAUGUAUAUUUUGCAGGCUGGCGAUUCAGAAGUUUGGAACUUUACUAUAACUGCAUUUUACGGUUCUGUUAUAUGCUUUGUAAAAGUGUCACAAUAGCCUCUACUGUGUUAAAUGUUGGCAGAAUGCCUCUACCCUCAUAUUUUGAAUAAAUCAUAUUUUGUGUUUGCCAUUUUGUUUUUUAUGUUUGAGUUCUAAAAUGCUUGGUGGAUUAAUUGUUUAGA